AUGACAGCUGACAGUGACGUGUCUGUCCGUGCAAAUUUCCAGAAUGGUGAUUUGAAGACUUUUGUGACUCGCCCUGCCCAUCCUUGCACGCCGCGUUAUAAAAGUCCCCCCCAUGAGUGGGUACCCUCCAGAACGCACAGGAGCAGAAAACACCUGAGGACAACUUCUAUCUAAACCAUCCUUUAAACCCUCAACUCAAUGUAAGUACUUCUAUUACAUCUAUAGGCAUUAUUUAAACAAGAUUGGUUUAGGAUUAUUUAAAAAAAACCUUUUUGUCUAAUCAUUCUAUACACAGGCAUAUAGGUUUUAUACGCUUUUCUAUAAAGCUUUUAUCAACCAAUUUCAUUGCCUUCACUGAAACUGACAUUUUUAAAGAAUUAAUCUGAGGAAGUCAAAUAAAUAUAAAUUACAUUUUAAACAUCAAAAAGAGAUCAGUAUAAGGUAUCCUCCAGUUAAUUUCGACAACAGGUAGGGAACAUAUUUCACUUUUGACUUUUGAUGUUCUCAAGUUUUACCCUGGUAUAAAUGUAAGAUUUCAUAGCCUAAGCAAUACAGAGCUUUGACAAUGAAAUGGUUAAUAUGGUGCAAAAUCGUUUUCUGAUAUUUUUCUCUUUUGAUUCCUCAAUGCUAAAGAUGCAUCCUAACUUGGGUACCUGGCUGGGCGCACUGACGCUCCUCGUCUGGACCUUUAUAUGCAUCGGCACGCUCGCGGAAGGCUACCCCGUCAAACCUGAAAACCCCGGAGAAGAUGCGCCCGCGGAGGAACUUGCCAAGUAUUACUCCGCUCUUAGACAUUACAUCAACCUCAUCACAAGGCAGAGGUGA
Molecule: messenger RNA, 825 nt
Organism: Coregonus sp. 'balchen'
Lineage: Eukaryota; Metazoa; Chordata; Actinopteri; Salmoniformes; Salmonidae
Source: the annotation of a GenBank genome assembly